AAGUUCGUCUGCUCCGCUGGUUUUCGUCGGCGUGAAAAAGAUUUCUGUGGCCUUUAUUUAGAAAUUUUUCUUUCAAUAAUAUCCCGUCGAUGUUUUGCUUAUUUCGCUGUUGAUCGUUUGUUUACAAGACUCUCGAGUGUUUGCAAAGGAAUUUUAUUCUCUCUUUUUUCAGUGUUUUGUUUGAAUUGGAGUUAUUAAAAGAGUCAUCUCAAUUCCAGUUCAUUUAUGGAAUAUUAAAACGACACACAUCGGGUCGGGAAAUCUAUCACAGAGAAUGACUUAACAAGGAAUUAACUCUGAUCGUCUUUAUCUGGACUACACGACAAAGAGUCCAGAUUAUCCAAAAAUGGGGAUUUGACGGGGAAUUCCACCCGAUUCUAUUUGUCAUAUCACGUGGACGUGAAUUCAAUACAAAUCUUAUGUAACAGAGGUGAAGUUUUAAAGGUAAAAUGAAGACGCCUUUGACCCUUUUGUUGAUAUUAAUGGUUCGCUUGAGAUGUACUUCAGCCAUAGUUGACCCUUGUACAUUUUCUACGGAAUUCAUGUAUGACCUAUUUAUAAGCGGAAUACCAGAAAACCAGCCAGUGGGGUCUGUCAUCGCGGUAUUGCCGCUGAAUGGGGGUCAAGGGGAAGUGACUCUGACCCAGACCCCCAACCCCUACCUCCACCUUGACCCCAUUUCUCGCAAUAUCUCGAUCACCAAGGAACUGGACACGGACAAAGACGACAACGGAAAUCAGAUGUCCAACCUCAUCCUACAGGUCAUGUGUAUGCCGUCCGAGACAACAAGAAAGAGUUCCUUGACAGUGCGGGUUAUAUUAGAGGACAUCAACGAACACAGACCGAUGUUUCCUAAAAAUCAUUACAUCAUCAACCUACCAGAGGACACCCCUGUGGACACCGUGGUGUUUCACGCCGUCAGUGUGACGGACCAGGACGGGGGAGACACUGGAAACGACAACAUCCGGUACAGCAUCCUGCCGGGCUCGUACUCGAGUUAUUUUGAUAUCCAUAUGUUGAAAACUGAAAUAACAUUAAAGAAACCGCUGGAUUAUGAAAGUGUCCAUUCCAUGACCAUAGAAAUAGAGGCUAAGGACAACCCUAAAUAUGGCGAGCCACUCAGCUCCAAGGCUUUUCUCACGUUUAAUAUCACUGAUGUGGACGAUCUAAACCCGAAGUUUACUAAUGAUACCUAUACUGUCCGUCUUGAUGCGGACACACUGCCAGGAAGUCUUGUUCGCAUUAAUCCACCAAUUCGAGCCAACGAUGGAGACAGUUUAAAUGCCUCUAUCAAAUAUGAGCUUUUUGAUCCAAAGAAUCGGUUUGUAAUAGAUGCCACGACAGCCGAAGUCAGCGUUAAUGACAAGCUAUCUGAAGGACAACCAACUCUUGUGUUAAAGGCGAUACAGAGGGACAACCCCAUUCGACAGGGCGUGGCCUUGCUCCAGAUCAUUAUCAUUGGACAGGGCAAUAGUUUGGGGCCAUCUUUUGCACAGCCUCGAUAUCAUGCUGUUGUUUCUGAAAACGAGGCUGUUGGGACAACUGUAAUUACGGUUACAGUAACCGAUUACGACCAGUGGAAUUCUCUUCGUUACUCCAUUGGUCUCCAAGAGCAUUUUGCCGUGAACAACAAUGGGGAUAUUCUUAUCACAAAGGAAUUGGACUACGAGGAACAAAACCAGUUUGUCUUCAACCUCACCGCAUCAGAUGAGUUCUAUUCGGCAUGGACCACCAUCACUGUCUCAGUAACGGAUGUUAACGACAACAGACCGGAGAUCGUACAAAGGGAGAUCACUGUGAAUACCGAGAGGGUUCAAGGAGCGGAGAUCACUGUUGUUGAGGCUGUGGACAGGGAUCCGAAUAGUUCUCUUACGUUCUCUGUGGUCACUCAUAAAAGCCUGUUUGCAGUCUCGCAACAGGGCGUGGUAUCGCUGACCGGAAGUAAAGACGACUAUGUCCUCGACGAAUACAGUGUUGUGAUCAGUGUCAAAGAUAACGGAUCCCCUCAGCUGGAAUCCGUCGCCGUGGUAACAGUUGCGUUUCCUGCACGACUGACCAAGAAUACGAGCUCUCUGGACAUGGCGAGCAGCAACGACCUAAUAGCGAUUAUCUUAGGGAUUGUCGCAGCACUACUUCUUUUUGUCAUCAUUUUUCUCAUUGUAUACAUCAUUCGCAGACGACAGUAUGUCGAAGAGCAGCUUGACAGAGCGAAAAUACGUCAGGGUAUGGACCCUAGGGGUCUGACAUAUCAGCGCGGGGGUCCGUCCCCCGACCCCUCCUCCCACAUUGACAUUAAUUUUGACGGCGAGUUGGGAGAAACUUCCGAUGUGGACAGCCAUACCACGAUACAAGACAAUCCUCUCAAAUAUAGACUGGCGACCGCGCGCCAAAAUGGCGUCGGUGAUAUUCAGAUAGAGACUGCUGUCGUUCCGUACGACGACAAUUACAAUGAUUACCAGAACUCAAAUAUGAGAACUUUCCACGUGGAAGAAAUCAGUAGCAAUAGUGAUACCAGUGAUAGUACAGGGGACAGCAAUAAAAUGUUGAUGGAAAAACACAGAAAGACCACAAGUGGAAACACCAAUUCAUUAUCGUGGGCCGGAUCAAAUCCACCGUCUUCCACAUUUGGAUCAGAUAAGAAAUUAAUGAUGACGUAUUAUCGCUGUCAAUAGAUCAUAGUUCCCGAGGAACAUAUCAAGAAGGAAAGGCCAGAAAUAACGGUGUAUUUCUGACAUAAUUAUUAUAAACUGUUGACUCCCUAUUAAUUUCUGAAAAAGGAAAUGUUCAAAUAAAAUAAAUUCAGAUUGACCAUAAUGUAUGAGAGUGUUUAUGCAACAUUGCAAAGCAAUCAUAAAAAAUCCAAUUUUUUUCAAAGAAAAAAACUUCAUAUAAAUAUGUUUAUUUUAUUGAAAAUAACAUAUCAAAUGUUUAUGUUUCAUAGAUUAUACGUAAUCAUAAAAGCCCAAAACCAUAGGAUGCCAUUAAUACACAUUUCCUUCACAUAGUAAGUUAAUCACAUUUAUCAUUUCAUGAUUUGAAUAAAAACCAAAGUAUUGUCCAUACUUUUAUUUACUUUCAUGGUUUUGUACAUUAAUUAUCUAAUAUGCUGCAUGUACUUCAAUUAAAAAAAAGGUUGCAGAACAUAUAUAAAUUAUAAAAAUUAAA
Messenger RNA from Magallana angulata, 3165 nucleotides. RefSeq names its product cadherin EGF LAG seven-pass G-type receptor 2-like. Gene Ontology annotation, cellular component: cell-cell junction; plasma membrane. The transcript is spliced from 20 exons. Gene Ontology annotation, biological process: homophilic cell-cell adhesion. The record is from RefSeq and is a predicted model, not a curated record. NCBI's taxonomy places the organism in Eukaryota, Metazoa, Mollusca, Bivalvia, Ostreida, Ostreidae. Gene Ontology annotation, molecular function: calcium ion binding. Bases 450 to 2672 code for a protein of 740 amino acids.